AUGUCAAGGAAAUCAGCAGGAGAGAAGGAGAUGGAGGAGGAGAUCCUCAAACCUGAGGGCGAAGAGGGAGAUGUACUUCUCCGCUCCGAGGUUGAGGAGUCACUCCUCUCUGAUGAGGCGCAUCUCCCCUCUGGGGAUGCAGUGAGUGGAGGCCAGGGGGAGGCGAUGGAGAUGGGGGGCGAUGGAGAAGGACCAUUGCCACCACCCCAAAUCGCCACCAGUGCCAACAACCGUACGGUGAAGAGGAGGGCGAGGAGGCGGCGCGCGAAGGAGCUGCGGGCUGGGGGUGUGCCUUCUGCCCCCAAAUCCAACGAUGACGUCACUGCCACCGCCACAACCACCACCAACAUCACGGCUCCAACCACUACUACAACAACUGCCACCAGCGCCGCUGCGACUGGAAACGCUGGGUCUUCUUCCUCCACUACCACCAACAAGAGAGGCAGGGAGACCCCAACCUCCAACAAUCCGAGGGAGAAGAAGAGGCCCUCUACCUUCCGGGAGGUCGUGAUUGAGGGUAGUGAAGUGGUCAUCACUUAUAAAGAUGACCCUCACCGCCCUCUUUCUAAAAAAGACCAAGAGGCCAUCCAGGUAGGACUUCGCUCUGCCAUCGAUGCGGCAGCAGCGACAACCCUGCUCAAGUUUGGUGGACUUGUGAUCCGGGGUGGGGGCAUGGUUCUCACAUGCCGUGACCCCACCACCAAACUUUGGGCUGAAGCGGAGGUGGACAAGCUUGAAGGGGGGAAAUUCGCCACCAGUGACCCCAAACCACCGGAAGCGGAAGCAAAAGUGAGUUUUUGGGUCAGGGAGGCGACACCACCUUUGGCCAAGGUACUCUUCCGCACCAUCUCUCGACUCAACCAGGGCAUGGACACGACCACAUGGAGGAUGACCCAUUCUAUAAGGUCAGGGAGUGAUACCAACGCACACCACACCAUGUGGGGUAGCACCAAUAUCAACAGCAGAGGUGCACAACUAUUGGAUUACAUUGCACAGGUGGAUCUGCACCCCAUUAAUAGGGGACACAGAGCCACCUUUGUUGUAUCGAAUAAGAAAGAAGUGUUAGAUGUUACAUUUGUAUCCUCCCAUUUGCUGGACCGGAUAAAGGCCUGGUGGGUCGACGACAACGAAAGUUGCUCUGACCACAGGUAUAUUCGGACCAGCCUAAGCCUUGGUCCACCUGACCCUAUCAUCUAUAGGGACAGGAAGAGAACAAGGUGGGACCUAUACAAAUCAGUAUUAAAAGGACUAACGGAACUUGACCCUGCUAGGGCAUGCCCAAUGUCAUCUACGGAGGAGAUUGAGGCAAGCGCUAGUAGGGUCAGUAACUUUAUCCAUAAAUCAUACGAUGUGGCCUGCCCUGAAAAAGUACUCAAAUCCAGGAGGAAGAGGGUACCUUGGUGGAGCCGAGGAGGAAAACUGCCUCGUGGAGAAGGUUUUGUGAGUGUCGAGGAGGCACCUGUUGCUGCCCGACUCUCGCGCAUCCUUCGCAACGAUGGCACAAUCAAACUGGGAUCACUGGACAAGGGUGAUGGUGCUUACACCAGGACCCUUUCUGAGACCUAUGAAUUAUUACUGGACCAGUCGUUCCCGAGGGACCCUCAACGGGUUCCAUGGGAACCUGAUCAUAGUAAAGUAGAUGAUGAAUCUAUAAAUCUGAUGAUUACAUCUUCAAAAAUCAGUAACAUAAUUAACUCGUUUGGCCCACUAAAAGCGGCUGGAAAGGAUGGUAUCUUUCCAGCCCUUUUACAGCAUGGGUUAGCCGAGUUAAUUCCGUAUUUGGUUCCUCUCAUGAGGGGGUGCCUGACCUUUGGUUAUACACCUCUGAAGUGGAGAGAGUCCAGAGUGGUAUUCUUACCAAAGCCAGGAAAGGAGAGUUACGAACGGGCGUCCGCUUGGAGGCCCAUCUGCUUAACAUCCUUCCUGCUCAAAACACUUGAGAAACUGGUAGAUGGCUGGGUCCGCACGCCUGAUCUUGUUGAUAGGCUGCAGAGACACGGUCAGUAUGCCUAUAUGAAGGGCGUCUCCACGGAGGCUGCCCUUCAUCAGAUCGUUAGCCUUGUUGAGGGGGCCCUUGACUCUGGCGAGUACUGUAUUGCAGUGAUGUUGGAUGUUAAGGGCGCUUUUAAUGAGGUUAGAUCUGGUACCAUUAUCCAUAGCCUUAGGAGGUUUGGCGUCAACGAAGUAUGUGUUCGAUAUAUUGAGCAUAUGCUUCGGACACGAACCACUUGGGUAACUGAUUCUACUUACGAGAUUGGGAGGGUGGUGGAGAGAGGGUGCCCUCAAGGGGGUGUCCUCUCACCGCUUCUCUGGGAUCUGGUCGUAAGUGAAAUUCUGGAAAAACUGCAUCAUCGGUUCCCUCAACUGUACUCACAGGGCUUUGCCGACGAUCUCACAACAGUGGGACGGGGCAUUGACCUGGGUACAGUGGGGAGUCAUGUGCAGAGAGCAGUAAAUCUUGUUAGUGAUUGGUGCAAAGAGGUGAGCUUGUCAGUCAAUGAUAAGCUUGCCCUGGUACUAUUCACUAAGAAAUACAAAUUCAUUGCUCCUGUGAUCAAGUUGGAUGGUAUUCCCAUCCCUUAUCAAAAACAGGUAAGAUAUCUUGGGGUCUUAUUGGAUCACAAGUUGAACUGGGGCCCACUGUGCAGGGCUAGGGCACUAAAAGGUAUGCGUGCCCUGGCCCAGUGCAGGAGGGCCAUUGGUAAAACUUGGGGUCUUUCCCCCAAAAUUACAAAUUGGAUCUACAAAUCCAUAAUUCGCCCGGACAUGGAAUAUGGGUCACUCUUGUGGGCUCCGGCCACAAAGGUGAAGUCCCACAUGGCCCAGUUGCAAAGAGUACAGAGGUGUGCCAUGCUUGGUACAACCGGUGUAAUGUCUAGCACUCCUACUGCUACCCUGGAGUGUCUACUGGGACUUGUCCCAGUGGACAUCCGGGUUCAGCAAGUUGCACUACGAACGUACCAUCGCCUCGCUCACCACGGCCAAUGGAAAAAAUGGGCCGGGGGUGAUCGUACGAGCGCGUUAAAGCAUAACAAGUUUGUCGAAAUCAUGGCGUCUGGUAUUGAUGAAUUCCAGAUGCCGUGUGAGAAACUUGUUAAUCCGCCAGCAGAGAGGAACUUCGAAACCUCUAUCUGCUCGGUGAAAGAUUGGGAGGACGGUAGCGUGCCCAUGAAUGCCUCCGACGUGAACUGUUUUACUGACGGUUCACGGAUGGGUGAGUGUUCGGGUGCGGCUUACUACUUCACAUACAACAAUCUUGCUCAGGAAGCUGUGAGGUGCUCAAUUCCUCUGGGAUGGGCACCCACAGUUUUCCAAGCAGAAAUUAUGGGUAUUAUCAGGGCUUCUGAAACGUUGACCGACGAUACUCAUAACUAUAGCACCGUUGACUUCUUCAUUGACAGUCAGGGUGCCAUCAAAGCGCUCACUAGCCCAUGGCCAGUUUCAUCACUGACUGCUGAGGCUAUUGAGAUGCUUAAUCAUAUUGGGGAGACUAAGAAGGUAACACUUCAUUGGAUCCCUUCUCACCAUGGAUUUGAAGGAAAUGAAGUGGCUGACCUGUUGGCCAAGGAAGGUACUCUUACUGGGUACCUUGGCCCGCAGCCCUCUAUUCCUCUAUCCAGAAGCACUGUAAUCUCCAGCAUUGUAAACUGGGCAAGAUUGCAGCAUACCAAAUCUUGGGAAAGCAGCAAGGGUUGUUUAACUUCUAAAGCUUUUCUCUCUGCCCCUUCAUCGGGGCUUAGCAGUAAGCUUUUAACCCUAAAUCGGAAGAAUCUCCGAUCAGUAACACAAACCUUAACCGGGCACUGUACUUUAAACGGGCACCUCAGAACAAUGGGAUUAGUUGAUGAGGCCAUGUGCCUAUGUGGCCGUGGCCCUGAGACUGUAUUUCAUUUUCUUGGGUCCUGCGACAAGUAUUGUGCCCUAAGGUCAGAACUCUUUGGGAGGCAUGAGUUGCCACCAGAGCAAAUAGUGACUAUGUCUAUGCCCGAUCUAAUUCAAUUCAUAAUCAGAUCAGGGCGGUUUGUAGGUCAAGUUAGAUCUGUAAAUCGUGAGAGUCAUGACUUAGCACAGUAA
Folsomia candida is the source of this 4074-nucleotide messenger RNA. RefSeq lists its product as uncharacterized. Bases 1 to 4074 code for a protein of 1357 amino acids. The transcript has 5 exons. Gene Ontology annotation, molecular function: nucleic acid binding; RNA-DNA hybrid ribonuclease activity. The record is from RefSeq and is a predicted model, not a curated record. Lineage: Eukaryota; Metazoa; Arthropoda; Collembola; Entomobryomorpha; Isotomidae.